UCUGAAAAAAAAAUCUGCUGAAUGUGAAUUGUCUGAAGUUGUMUGUUUUAAAAUGAAUCAUGUCAAUUUUUAGGUCAUCAUGGAAACAGGAGUGAAUGUCAGCAUAACUUAUGCUGUGCMUAAUAUACAUCCCUGCUAUGAGUUGAACAAUUCCAGUUACAAAUUUACACCUUCUGCUGCAUGUGUGAUGUUAUAUAGUUUUCUAACUCUUCUGUCUGUUGCCACAAUGUGUGGAAACUUCCUUGUAAUAUUCUCUGUGUUUUACUUUAAACAGCUUCAUACUCCUACUAAUUUCCUCAUUAUGUCUCUGGCUGUGGCUGACCUGCUURUAGGAAUCAUAGUAUUUCCUUGGAUGAUGGUAUUCUCUUUCAGUUUAUGUUUGCACCAUGAMGAUUUGUUUUGUAGGAUUCGAGACAGCUUUGCAAUAUACUUUUGUACAUGUUCUAUUUUACACUUAUGUUGUAUUUCAAUUGAUAGAUAUUAUGCAGUUUGUCAGCCAUUAAURUAUCAAUCUAAACUCAGUCGUCGUGUUGUUGUCUUCAUGAUUACUGUAAGCUGGGGUGCUUUUUACCUUCCACUUGUCAUAAUGUUGUUUAUUUACCUAAAGAUUUACUUUGUUGCAAAGAGACAGGCACRWAUCAUUCAAACCAGAAUGAAAAGCARAACAACUGUCAGUAAGAUGGAGAGAAAAGCCACCAAAACUUUGGCUAUUGUUCUAGUAGUGUUUAUUUUUUGYUGGACUCCUUUCUUUCUUUGUUUUUGUCUUCAGCCUUUUACUAACAAUUCAGUACCUGCUUCUGGGGACAUUAAGGAACGAAAGAGACAACAAACUGAGAAGGACAAGAAGAUUGUGCUCCUGGAGUGCCGAGUGGCGAACUUGGAGUUUUAUUCACGCAUCAACAUGUAG
Austrofundulus limnaeus is the source of this 907-nucleotide messenger RNA. RefSeq names its product trace amine-associated receptor 1-like. NCBI's taxonomy places the organism in Eukaryota, Metazoa, Chordata, Actinopteri, Cyprinodontiformes, Rivulidae. The transcript has 3 exons. The coding region runs from base 227 to 907 and encodes 226 amino acids. The record is from RefSeq and is a predicted model, not a curated record. Gene Ontology annotation, biological process: G protein-coupled receptor signaling pathway. Gene Ontology annotation, cellular component: membrane. Gene Ontology annotation, molecular function: trace-amine receptor activity.